This is a messenger RNA of Brassica oleracea var. oleracea, 593 nucleotides long. RefSeq lists its product as uncharacterized. Lineage: Eukaryota; Viridiplantae; Streptophyta; Magnoliopsida; Brassicales; Brassicaceae. The record is from RefSeq and is a predicted model, not a curated record.
AAAAUGGGAAACUGUCAAGCGGUGGACACUACCAGAAUCGUGAUACAACACCCAAAUGGUAAAGAAGAAAUGCUAAGCUGUCCAGUUUCUGCUAGCUAUGUGAUGAAGAUGAAUCCUGGCCAUUGUGUUGCUCUUCUCAUCUCCACCACCGCUCUCUCUGCCUCUCCCGGUCAUGGAGGACCUCUUCGGCUCACCAGGAUUAAACUCCUCCGUCCCACAGAGACGCUUGUUCUUGGCCACGUCUACAGACUCAUCACCACCAAAGAGGUUAUGAAAGGCUUAAUGGCGAAGAAAUGUUCCAAGUCGAAGAAAGAAGGUAAGAUGUCGGAAGAUAAGGUAGCGAUGGUGAAAGCAUUUAGCUCGAACAAGCUUGACAAUGAAGAUCAGAUGAAAAAGCAAGAGAAAGAAAGACCACUAAGAAUCUCAAGAUCAUGGCAGCCUUCUCUUAAAAGCAUAGCGGAAGGAGGUUCAAGCUGAAGAAAGUCUAAAACUUUGGGGAACAUUCAAAAGAACCUUUGACAAAAGCUGGUCCCUUGUAAUGUGUGAAAUUAAAGUGAUAAAUUUGGACGCAAUCAUUCAUUUAUUUGACCGAA